GUAUACUGUUGCUGGCUUCGAUGAAUGAUGCCGGAAGGCGAGGUGUGCUUGAGAGUGCGCUGCUCCCUCUGCACGGGAGAUAUUUCCCAGCGUUUUGGCGGGCUCGCAAUUGAAAUUGUCGGCAUCAUAAAAGUACGGGGACAAAUCUUUUCGUCCGAUCCUCUUUUUACACCAAAAAUAGACAUUUUCCAGGACAAUUCUCAAUGCUGCAUAUAAUAUGAUAACACCUCAAAUUGUUUCAUAAGCUAUGGAAUGACUAUCCAUUCCCACCUCUACAUGUACAAGUACAAGGGACCAAAACUGUCUUCAUUGUUCAUCAUUGCAUUGACCAAUAUAAAAGUGACCUCAAUUUUUGUAUGGGGCUCCAUACAAAAAAGUACAUGGCAACUGAUACCAGAUACUUAAACAACCUUUGCUCCAUCACUUUAUAAUAUCUAAGGGUUCUGUAAUGUUUUUCAUGUUAUCUAUGGGCUUGUUAAUGCAUGGAUAAAUUUCCACUGAUUCUGAUAAAAAUUGUGCAAGGAGAGAGAGGGUGGUGAAGAUGGGGGCUUUUGGUGUAAAAAGGGCAUCGGACGAAAAGAUUUGUCCUAGUACUGUACACUACUAUGUUUUACCAACGUCUGUCGUUGAAUUGUGUUUGUACCACCGCGUGUAACACUAUUGAUGUAUCAUACCCUUUCGAUUCUAUCGAUUGGUCCAUGCCGCCGGUUCUCACCAAGCUAGUCGAGGAGUAAUGUAAUAAGAAACCGACUGCUGUCAUCAUACGAUAGAAAAGAACAGGUUUUUUUUAUAUAUUAGACACCGGUAGGGUUGCCGGUUGGGAGUGGUGAUGUUGUCCUCUAGGGUAUGAUAGUUGUCAAUAAUCAUGGCUGAUCACUCGUAUUUGUAAUGCAAAUGGCCAGGUUUCAGGAAAAUUGUGAAAACCUGCUGGAGUUUAUUUCGGGCGCUGGGGAGUGGUGGUGGGAAACUUUUUCCGGUUCUGUUUGCCUACGUUUGGCCCUAAAAAUAAAUAAAAAAGUGGCGGGAAUAUACGGGGUGGAAUUCUGGAUGGUCGUGUGAUACCUCUCACUCGGUUCGAUUAUUCUAUUUUCAUGGUAUCAUAGUCUCCUUCUCGCAGUUGCCGGGGACUUGGGUAUAACUCUGGUUAUAUAUAUACAGGGAGUGAGAUAUUCAUAUCAUACUUGGUAUUUAUUCUCUGGCUAUCCAUUGAAUGGUUUGGUCUCACUUCUAACCCUAACAUACUCGUACGGGUCAUGGACCACCUUCCACUUGCCCAUUUUCGAUGAUGUGACGUGAACAACAAAAUCCGCCCCCCAUCACUUCCUCGAAAACGGCUUAAAUAUACGCACGGUUAAGGGAAGAAAGAGAGAGCAUUCUUCCUUCCCCGACUUUUAAACGAUAGCAUCGGAGCACAGGCCAUCACUCGACUGGAUAACGACAAUUAUACGUGAUCACGUGAGCGCUGACUAACAACUAGCUUCGUCAGCCCAGCCCUAUAGGUAACUUGGCUAGAACCCCUCCACCCCUCAUCGCCUUGAUAAUAAUAAGAAUCUCAGGAAUCCGGCCAGACGAUCCCCUCAGCGAAACCACAACCGGGUAACGCAUAAUUCCGGGUCACUUUACUCUCAAGUUUCCCACCCCCCCAUCUCCAAGGCUGGAGUACGCAACUGCGAGGAUGGCCGCGAGGGAUCGAUUCGGCGCUUUCCCACAGGAACCGAACGGUUCCAAGCUCCAGCGGUUUAUACGUAUGUCACUUCCUAGAGCGCCGCACCCCCGGGGAUGCCUACCGGAUGGAGGAUUGGGUUUUUCGCUGACGGUUUCUGAGCUUUCUAGAGAGUGCUUGCGAUCCGGUAAAUUAUGAGCCUAAUCUUGCGUUGAAUUUGGAGAUUGCGGACGAGAUCAAUAAGAGAAAGGGGAAUGCGUGGGUUACUCCCUUUGAGAAGGGGGGGGGGGGUGGAUGGAUUGUCGGAACUGACUGUCUUAUCGUUCGUUUAGGCCCCGGGAAGCGGCUGUUGCGAUCGUGAACUAUAUCAAUCAUCGGAAUGGUAAUGUUUCACUUUUGGCUCUUAAUGUAGGGAAGCUUUCGGACCCCGGUUUUUGUUGGGAGGGAAGCUGAUGUGGUAUAGCUCCUCGAUAUAUGUGUCAAGAAUUGCGGUUACCCUUUUCACUUGCAAAUUUCCACCAAGGACUUCCUGAAUGAGCUCGUUCGUCGCUUUCCCGAAAGACCGCCUGCGAGACCGAGCAGGGUCCACCUAAAGAUUCUCGAGGCGAUUGAGGAAUGGAGGGGAACGAUAUGCCAGACAAGCCGCUAUAAAGACGACUUGGGCUUCAUUAGGGAUAUGCACAGGUUGUUAAGCUACAAGGGAUAUGUGUUUCCGGAGGUUAGAAGAGAGGAUGCAGCGGUUCUGAACCCCAGCGAAGUAGGUCACACGUCCUCUACUCUGCGGCUCUACGGGAUAUCGCGUUGUGAAAUCAUUGGCCAUGGAGGGUUGGAAUCGCUGACGAGUGUUUGGUUUUAGAUACUGAAAUCCGCCGAAGAAAUGGAGGAAGAGGAGAGAGCUGCCCAGUCCGCAAAGCUCCAGGAAUUGAUUCGAAGAGGCACACCGGCGGACUUGCAGGAAGCCAACCAUUUGAUGAAAAUUAUGGCUGGGUACGAUCAAACCUCGAGGACCGAUUACCGGGCAAAGGCCGCGGAAGAGAUUGGGAAGCUCCGUGAGAAGGCAAGGUUAUUAGAGGAGAUGCUUGGGAAGGUUCACAAGGGGGAAACGAUCGGUCAGCAGGAUACUUUUGAGGCAUGUCCUUUGUUUGGCACGAAUACGUUGCUUUGUUGGCGGGGUGCUAACCAGGCACGAGUUUUAGGAAUUAGCAAGUGCCUUAAAAACUGCUCAACCAAAAAUCCAGAAAAUAAUAGAGGAGGAAAGCGAAGAUCCAGAUGCCGUUGUGAAACUAUUGGAGCUUAAUGAUGUUAUCAAUACCACGGUUGAGAGAUAUAACUUUGUCAAGCGGGGUGACUUGGAUUCCGCAAAAGCACUACCACUCAUGGCCGGCGCGCCCCCGUCAGCAGCUCCACCUCCUCCCGCCGCGGAGCUUUCGCUUAUAGAUUUAGAGGAUGGUGCGAAUGGUGGUCCAUCAGCACCGGCAAGCGGAAAGCCGGCCUCAUUAGAAGAUGACUUGUUGGGGCUAUCGUUUCAAGAUAGUGGAAGCAGCUCGUUUGGACAGGGCGGUGGGAUUGCGCUUGGGUUUGGGGCCAAUACAGGUGAGCAGUGAUGUCUUGAUUGCUUCCACAGUGCUAAAAUGCGUGAAACGUUAGGUAUCCCUGGCCCGCCUUUAUUAUCCUCAACACUUGAAGCGAACACCGCCGGUCAACAACAGCGUAUCACACCCUCAACUUCGCCCGCACCUCAGGGUUCACGGCAGUCCCCAGCCUUGCCCAAUUAUUUCCAAAAUGCAGCAACCCCUUCAGCCCAGCCGAUGGCGCCAGGUGGCUUCGUUCCACCAUCAAUACAACAGGCGCCGGUCCCUCCUGCCCAGCAAAAAAAUGGCGGGGAUGCCGGCAAUGAUGAUGACGAUUGGGCAUUCACCUCCUCGCUGCCGCCGGAGCCUGCGCCCCCGCCGGUCUCGCAAAAUGAGCUCGUGAUCCUCAAUUCGAACCUGCAUAUUCUGUUGGAUAUACAUAGGCCCGUCACUAUGCCUGACGGCCCGAUAUUGGUGAAGGCCAAGUUUUCCAACAGCGCAAGUCAGCCCAUCCAGGACCUGACAUUUCAGAUGGCAGUCACAAGGGUAUGUUACGCUCUUAUCAGUCCGCCCCUAUCCGGCCCGGGAGUGUGGUCUUGGCUUUUCGGAGAAGGGAAUUGAGGGCAGAUGGAAGGGGAAAAAGUGAAAGACUAAAAUUACUGACAUUACAAAUUCUUGUAGACAAUGGCUCUCAGGAUGGAACCACAAAGCAGUAGACAUCUCGAGGCUCAUCAGAGAGCAGGGGUAACACAGAUUAUCCGAGUGUCAGGAGUCCCGAGAGGUGGCGGUGGGAAUGUCAAGUUGCGGUGGAAGGUAUCUUACAGGGUCGGGACAGGGCCAUUGAACGAAGAGCAAGGAGUUAUCGAAGGUUUACCGGUUGCAUAAAUUCACUUUUUCAUCCUAUCUUUGUCAUUUCCACUUGAAAAAAGAAAGAGCGAAUGCAUUUUUUUACU
Messenger RNA from Tuber aestivum (summer truffle), 4187 nucleotides. Lineage: Eukaryota; Fungi; Ascomycota; Pezizomycetes; Pezizales; Tuberaceae. The record is from the annotation of a GenBank genome assembly.